This is a messenger RNA of Podarcis muralis (Common wall lizard), 1827 nucleotides long. The record is from RefSeq and is a predicted model, not a curated record. Lineage: Eukaryota; Metazoa; Chordata; Lepidosauria; Squamata; Lacertidae.
AUGGCCUACCGAACCACUCUGGAUCUGCUCUUUAAAUCACAUCACUUUGUCCCCAACUACAAAUGUGGCAUUCAGAAAAAUGUAGUAGGAGUCAUUGGGGGACUUAGCUCUGAAACCUCCUCAUCCAUGGCAGAUGUCUUAGGUCUUUACAAGAUUCCACAGAUUUCAUAUGGUUCAUUUGAACCAGCCACAAAUGAUCAAAUCAAACGUGGUUUCUUCUACCGCAUGGUCCCCAAUGAAGAUCUUCAGUUCAAGGGAAUUAUCCAGUUACUUCUGCAUUUUGGAUGGAAAUGGGUCGGGCUCAUCACUCCAAAUAAUGAAGCUGGAGAACGUUUCUUGCAGAUCAUUGAACCAAUGCUUUUCCAGAAUGGAAUCUGUUCAGAAUUCACUGAAAAAGUGAAUGCCAUCUGCAUUUCACUGAUUUCAUAUGGUUCAUUUCAACGAGCCACGGAUAAUCAAAUCAAAUUCUCUUCCUUUUACCGCAUGGUCCCCAAUGAAGGACUUCAGUAUCAGGGAAUUAUCCAGUUACUUUUGUAUUUCGGAUGGAAAUGGGUUGGGCUCAUCACUACAGAUAAUGAAGCUGGAGAACGUUUCUUGCAGACUAUUGAGCCAAUGCUUUUCAAGAAUCAGAUCUGUUCUGCAUUCACAGAAAUGAUUGAGUACCAUCUGCAUUUCAAACAUAACAUGCUUAAUAUGGUCCACUCAUUUCUGAAGAGGAUCUCAUUCAACAACAGUGGUGGUGAUGAAAUCACAUUAAAUGAAUAUGGAGAGUUAGCAGCUGGCUUUGAUAUUACAAAUUUAGUCACUUUCCGAAACAGGUCAUAUGUCAGGGUCAAAGUGGGGAGGCUGGAUCCUCAGGGCCCCUCCUGGCAAAGAGCUCACCAUCAAUGCCGACAGAAUCAAAUGGCACAGUGGCUUCACUCAGAGAUGGAAAUAUGUGUCAGGUGCCCUGCAGGUCAGUAUCCAAAUGAAGACCAGGAUCACUGCAUUUCAAAGAGACCAAAUUUCCUGGGCUUUGAUGAAACUUUGGCCAUUGUUUCAAUUUUCUCUGUACUUUUAUUCUCUCUGAUCACAAUUCUUGUGCUUGGCAUCUUCAUUAAGUACAGGGACACUGCCAUAGUCAAAGCCAACAACAGAAGCCUCACCUACAUUCUCCUAUUCUGCCUCCUCUUGUGUUUUCUCUGCUCCUUGAUGUUCAUUGGAACACCUAAGCAGGCAACCUGCCUUCUCCGACAAACAAGUUUUGGCAUCGUCUUCUCUGUGGCCCUCUCCAGCAUCUUGGCCAAAACUAUAUCAGUGGUUUUGGCAUUCAUGGCUACCAAGCCAGGAUCCACAAUCAGGAGAUGGGUAGGCAAAAAGCUGGCAUAUUCCAUUGUCCUCUCCAGCUGCAUUGUUCAAGUAGGAAUCUGUGCCUUCUGGCUGGCAACCUCUCCCCCAUUCCCCGAUGUGGACAUGCACUCAAUGAGUGAAGAAAUCAUAUUUCUUUGUAAUGAAGGUUCAGUCCUCAUGUUCUACUGUGUUUUGGGCUACAUGGGCUUCCUGGCCACUGUCAGCUUCACUGUGGCCUUCUUAGCCAGAAAGUUGCCGGACAGCUUCAAUGAAGCCAAGUUCAUCACCUUCAGCAUGUUAGUCUUUUGCAGUGUUUGGCUUUCAUUUGUUCCAACUUAUCUGAGCACCAGAGGAAAAUACAUGGUGGCUGUGGAGAUCUUCUCCAUCUUGGCUUCUAGUGCUGGAUUACUGGGUUGCAUCUUUUUUCCAAAAUGCUACAUUAUUGUGGCGAGGCCUGAGCUGAACAACAGAGAGCAGCUGAUACGGAAAAAGAUAUAA